This is a messenger RNA of Anthostomella pinea, 366 nucleotides long. The record is from the annotation of a GenBank genome assembly. NCBI's taxonomy places the organism in Eukaryota, Fungi, Ascomycota, Sordariomycetes, Xylariales, Xylariaceae.
AUGUCAGCACCAAAUAACCAGGCCCCCACCAAGUAUGCCGUGGCGCUAUUCUCCGUCUUCCAAGCCCUUGAUGUCUUCGGACCUCUCGACAUCCUUAACUUGCUUUCGAAGUCCUUUCCCCUGGAGCUGGUCAUCCUCGCAGAUACUCUAGAGCCGGUCGUAGCUCAGGGCCCAGCCGUGCAGUGGGUGCGACAAGCACGAUGGGUAACGGACGGCAACAUCUGGACUUCUUCGGGCAUCUCAGCUGGCUUGGACAUGAUGUAUGCGUUCAUUGCAGACCAACAUGGUGAGAGAGUCGCCGCGGAUCUUGCCAACGCCUCCGAGUAUGUCCGCAAUACCGAUCCCAGCGUCGAUCCGUUUGCCUAG